Bipolaris oryzae ATCC 44560 is the source of this 207-nucleotide messenger RNA. RefSeq lists its product as uncharacterized. Gene Ontology annotation, molecular function: protein binding. NCBI's taxonomy places the organism in Eukaryota, Fungi, Ascomycota, Dothideomycetes, Pleosporales, Pleosporaceae. The record is from RefSeq and is a predicted model, not a curated record. The coding region runs from base 1 to 207 and encodes 68 amino acids. The transcript has a single exon.
AUGAAUGGCCACCUGCAGGUAGUUCAGAUACUCCUCAAUGCAGGCGCCAACGCCAAUGACUGCGUUGAUUCCCAAAGUCGAUUAUACAGCCACGCGCUACAUCUAGCUGCAUUAAGAAACGAUGAUAAGGUAGUCAAGAUGCUACUCAGCGCGGGCGCUCUUUUCUCAGAGGGGUUUAGACGAGACUACCCACAAUACACAACAUAA